This is a messenger RNA of Vespula pensylvanica (western yellowjacket), 1171 nucleotides long. Its product is annotated as FAM172 family protein homolog CG10038. Gene Ontology annotation, biological process: regulatory ncRNA-mediated heterochromatin formation. Gene Ontology annotation, molecular function: siRNA binding. The record is from RefSeq and is a predicted model, not a curated record. Bases 35 to 1045 code for a protein of 336 amino acids. Gene Ontology annotation, cellular component: nucleus. NCBI's taxonomy places the organism in Eukaryota, Metazoa, Arthropoda, Insecta, Hymenoptera, Vespidae. The transcript has 8 exons.
AUCGAAUUGCAUUUGGCGCCAUUGUUGAUUUACGAUGUCACUUCGAAAUAUUGUUCGAAAAACAGGUAUAAAUGUUUAUCGAUGUUUUCCUCAAUGUUUUGGCGUAAUAAAUGCAUUGUUAGGCAUAACUACGAUGGCCUGUUCUGAUUUUCCAAAGUCUCUCAAUGAAUUUGGAUAUGAUUUUGACGCAGAUGGAAAAUUAAAGAAAUUAAAUACAGAAACAGGUUUGUUAAUUAAUGAAGGUUUUGAAUUUAAUGUAAGCGAGAAUCCACAAUACAAUCAAAAACGUUAUGAAGCGUUAGGUGAAGUUAUUAAUGAAUAUGUAUAUAGUUUGUUGGAAAAAGAAGGUUUAAAUAGAUUGCCAUUACCGAAACAAAGUACUAUUUCAGAUAACAAAAAGUCUUUUAUAUUUGCAUCAAAUGAUGCUUUAGAAAAUGAAAAAAUAUUAAUUUUGAUUCAUGGUAGUGGCGUUGUCAGAGCUGGACAAUGGGCUAGACGUUUGAUUAUAAAUGAUAGCCUUUUUACCGGAACUCAAAUACCGUAUAUUAGAAAAGCUAAAGAUUUGGGUUAUGGAUUGUUUGUAUUGAAUACCAACGAUAACUUCAGAUUAAUUAAAGGAAAACCAAGUAAAAUUAAGGGUAGUGGAGAUCCUCAUGAACAUUUGAAAACAGUAUGGAAUGACUAUAUCGGACCAUCAAAUUCUAAAUAUGUUGCUAUAGUGGCACACAGUUACGGUGGAGAAUGCAUAGUCAAAUUUGCAAUGGAUCAUGUUGAGGAAUUUAAAAGAAAGGUUUUUGCUGUUGGCUUAACAGAUUCCGUACAUAUUGCACGAUCCAAAGGAUUCGAACAUGUAGUGAAGAUAUCGAAAAACUGGGUAUGUUCGGAUAAGCCUUUGGAUACACCUGUACUUUGUCCGAGUGGAGAUAUAGAGCGAGUUUCUGCUGGUCAUACCGUUCAUGAGAUGUCAUCAUCUUCUUGCAUCGAUUCUCUCUUUCGUUUUAUAGAAGACCGUUAUAGAAGUAUACAUGAUACUGCAAAGGCUUGAGGAAAGAGGACUUAUUUUUUAAAGGCAUAGUUAUAAAUUGUAUUAUUAUUUAUUAUACUACGUCAUAAUUUUAGUUUAUUUCUAUCGCUAUUAGUUUACAAAAUUUUGUAUUUCAUGGAUUAAAAA